CCGGUCGAAAGCUCCUCCCGGUAUAAAGAACUUGGCGCCGGCGCCAGUCAGUCACUUCUGCACUCCGCCAAAGAGGACUUCUCCCGUUACAUUAAAACUCCACAAACAGCACAAUGACCAGAAGAAGUGGCCGGCUUCAAGCUAAACACGAGAAUGGAAGCAGACAUGCAGAUAAGAUAGCAAAGAUAAAGAAGGAGCAGUGCAACAGGAAGAAGACGCUGAAGAGGCUCAGUGGAGAAACUCAGAAUCUGCGGGUGCAGGAGGGAACAUGUAAGGCUGAAGUCCUCAUUGAAACCCCGAUGGAGGGGCUACAGGACACAUUUGAGCAGCCGGGCUUGUCACAAGGCGCUCGGCCAUCUCCUCUGCCUCGACUCAGCUGGGGUUGCUCGGAGGACGUGUGGGUGAAAAUGCUGAGUAAAGAGAUAAAGUACAAGCACACUAAAAGCAGUCUGGAGAGGCAUCCUAGACUUCAGCCCAAGAUGAGAGCAGUUCUACUCGACUGGCUGAUGGAGGUAUGUGAGGCCUACGUCCUUCACAGACAGACGUUCUAUCUGGCACAGGACUUCUUUGACAGGUUCAUGCUCACCCAAGAAGACAUGCAAAAGGAGCGGCUGCAGCUCAUUGGCAUUACAGCACUUUUUAUCGCCUCUAAAAUUGAGGAAAUUUAUCCACCUAAAAUCGCGGAGUUGGCCUAUGUCACCGAUGGAGCAUGUCUAGAAGAAGAGAUCCUACAAAUGGAGCUUAUUAUGUUAAAAGCAUUAAAUUGGGACCUCUGUCCUGAAACCGUCGUCUCGUGGAUGAAGCUUUAUAUUCAGAUGGCCUCAGUCUAUGACUUCACUAAUCUACUGGUGCCACAGUUUUCUCAAGAAACCUACAUACAGAUCACACAGCUUUUAGAUUUGUGCAUCCUCGAUAUCAACUCACUGGAUUUUAAAUAUGGAGUGCUGGCUGCAGCAGCUUUUUGCCACUUCAUAUCAUUUGAUGUAGUACAAAAGGUAUCAGGUUUGACGUGGGAGGCGGUGGAGAGCUGUGUGAACUGGAUGGCUCCCUUCAUAGAGACCAUGACGGGUUAUGAGAGCGCGAAGCUUAAAGACUUCAGUAAAGUUUCCUCUGAGGACAGACACAACAUUCAGACCCACGCCGACUACCUCGCCAUGCUGCACGAAGCUCAGCAAAAAUGCACUAUUCGCAUCAGUGGGAUCUUCCCUCCAACACCACCCAGCAGUGCAGAGAAAUCCAGCUCACACUGAGGGACCAGAGCCAGCACCUGGCCAAAACCAGGGCUUAAAGCUAUCACAACAGGUGGAAACAGACUUAAUUACAGUGAGUUUGGGAGAUGAACAUAUUAAGUUUUUGUAGGACAGAAAAAAAGAUGCCUGUAAACAGAAAAUCAAUGAACUGAACUGUAGUUUAUCCUCUUGAAACAUAGUCAGUAACUGCACUGAUCUGCCGAAGAUAUGGACAAAGCAUAUCCUCAGGGUGUUUGUUUCUCUGUUUGUUUGUUUGUUUGUUUUUUUACUUUCUUGCCCAGAUAGAGUGCAGAAAUGCUUGUUUUUAAUUACUUUGUUCAAUAUGUGGUCAACUUGGGAGACAAAGCAUUACUUCCAAAAUCAGAUUUGAAUUUAAAUCACUUGGUGAUCUGAUAUCCUGAAUUUUAGUGUAUGUAAAUACUGCUUACACCACACUGUUUGAGUCCUUUACAGCCAUUCAAAAUGUGCAAUACUCUAUUUAAGAGGAAAAAAAUUGUAAUAUUUUUGAAAAAGGACCAAAAUUACCAUGUCUUAAACUAUUCCAUGAAUAAUUUCCAAUUUUGCUAUCUGAACUCCUGUAAACUUGAUUUGUCGUUUCUGUGAAGUAUGUACAGUAUUUGAUAAAGCUUUGUACAGAAUCUGCCUAUUUCACUUUGCUAAAGGCAUUAGAAAUUAAGUAUUUAUGAUUAUUACCCCAAAGCCCGAGUUAGAAAUUGCUGAAAUACCAGGGAAGUUGAUUCUCCACUUUUUUUACAAAGCAGGCUGAGAGCCAGUCAUGGUGCUCCUUCAGCAAUUCCUGAUUGUAGCUUUUUAAAAUGAGUGUGAAUGUGGAUA
Messenger RNA from Colossoma macropomum (tambaqui), 2084 nucleotides. Its product is annotated as G1/S-specific cyclin-E2-like. Lineage: Eukaryota; Metazoa; Chordata; Actinopteri; Characiformes; Serrasalmidae. The record is from RefSeq and is a predicted model, not a curated record. The transcript is spliced from 12 exons. Gene Ontology annotation, cellular component: cytoplasm; cyclin E2-CDK2 complex; centrosome. Gene Ontology annotation, biological process: regulation of cyclin-dependent protein serine/threonine kinase activity; G1/S transition of mitotic cell cycle. The coding region runs from base 114 to 1250 and encodes 378 amino acids. Gene Ontology annotation, molecular function: cyclin-dependent protein serine/threonine kinase regulator activity.